AUGUCUUCUCUAUCCGUGUCCUCCCAGGAGGGAAGAAGCAUGUCCAGGAUGUCUAUGAGUCGUUCUCCAGUUUCUCCAAUGAAUUCCCAGGGCAUCCCAUCACCGGCCCAGCUGACUAAAGCCAACGCCCCGGUCCACAUCGACGUGGGAGGACACAUGUACACCAGCAGCCUGGGUACUCUCACCAAAUACCCAGAGUCUAGAAUCAGUCGUCUGUUUAAUGGAACAGAGCCCAUUGUACUGGACAGCUUGAAGCAGCACUACUUCAUCGACAGGGAUGGAGAUAUAUUCAGAUAUAUCCUCAGCUUCCUCAGGACCUGCAAACUACUGCUCCCAGAGGACUUCAAGGACUUCCCCCAGCUAUACGAGGAGGCUCGCUACUACCAACUGACACCCAUGGUCCGCGAGCUGGAGCGCUGGCAGACGGAGCAGGAGGGCCAGAAGAGACCGCCCUGCGAGUGCCUGGUGGUCAGAGUGACCCCUGACCUGGGGGAGAGGAUUGCCCUCAGCGGAGGGAAGGUGCUCAUCGAAGAGAUCUUCCCCGAGACUGGAGACGUCAUGUGUAACUCUGUGAAUGCCGGCUGGAACCACGACCCCACGCAUGUAAUCCGAUUCCCUCUCAACGGCUACUGCAGGCUCAACUCAGUUCAGGUUCUGGAGAGGCUGUUCCAGAAGGGCUUCAGCGUGACGGCGUCAUGUGGCGGCGGAGUUGACUCCUCCCAGUUCAGCGAGUACGUCCUGUGUCGCGAGCUCCGCAGGGGUCAGCCCACCGACACCACCAUCUACAUCAAACAAGAGCCUCUGGACUAG
Molecule: messenger RNA, 810 nt
Organism: Oncorhynchus masou masou (cherry salmon)
Lineage: Eukaryota; Metazoa; Chordata; Actinopteri; Salmoniformes; Salmonidae
Product: BTB/POZ domain-containing protein kctd15-like
Exons: 5
Coding region: 1-810 (269 amino acids)
Biological process (GO): protein homooligomerization
Molecular function (GO): protein binding
Source: RefSeq, a predicted model, not a curated record